ACUAAAAUCUCUGGACUCGGCUUCCUGAAGAUCCAUGCUCCUUGGACCGUUUUGUGUCGAGAGGCUGAGAUGAUGAAGCUCAAGAUGCCAACAACAAAGCUCUAUGAGGUGAAACAAGGCACCAACAUAGUGGAGAAAAUCCGACUGUUCAUUCACAAAGUCACCGAUCCUCUCCACCCGAAAGUGGGUCCCACACGACUUGAAGAUGUCAAAUCGUUGUCUCUUCCUUUUUCAAGGGAGAAGCAGCAUCUUUUUGACCUGUCAGACAGAGACCUCUUCUUUGACAGCAAGACGAGAAGCUCCAUCGUCUAUGAAGUACUGAAGAGAAUAAGAUGGACAAGACCCAACUACUCCAUGGGGAUCACCAGUCUGUUAGCCAACGGUGUCUACACAUCUGCUUUCCCCCUGCAUGAUGGAGAUGUUGAGGGGGAUGGUGGAAAACCUAAUGACAGACAGUUGCUGUUCGAGGAGUGGGCCAGCUACAGUGUUUUCUACAAGUACCAGCCUAUUGGACUGAUCAGGAAGUACUUUGGAGAAAAGGUUGGCCUCUAUUUUGCCUGGUUGGGUGUCUACACACAGAUGCUCAUUCCUGCCGCCAUUGUUGGAGUCAUUGUAUUCCUUUAUGGCUGUGCCACUGUUGACGACAACAUCCCGAGCAUGGAGAUCUGUGAUCCCAGGAACAACAUUACCAUGUGUCCGCUGUGUGACCAGGUCUGCAGCUACUGGAAGCUGGUGACAGCAUGUGGCACUGCUAGAGCCAGCCACCUGUUUGACAACCCAGCAACGGUUUUCUUCUCCGUCUUCAUGGCCCUUUGGGCGGUCCUCUUUAUGGAACACUGGAAGAGGCGACAGAUGCGGCUCAACUACAUCUGGGACCUGACGGAUUACGGAAUGGAAGAGGAGGAUCACAACAGAGCGGAGUAUGAGCUGCGGGUUGCAGAGAAGACCAUGAGACAAGAUCAAGGAGCCCCAAAGGACGAGAAACCGAAGCUGACAUGCACAGACAGAAUGCCAGCUUACCUGACCACUGUGCUCAUGAUGGCCUUUAUGAUAGCUGUUACUUUCGCUAUAGCCUUUGGGGUCAUCCUGUACCGGAUCAGCAUCAAGGCAGCUCUGCACAUCAGUAGCUACCCUGUAGCGCGGUCUAAUAUCCGAGCCACCGUCAAAACCACCGCAGCCAUCAUCAACCUCAUUGUCAUCAUCAUCUUAGAUGAGAUCUACGCCUACAUCGCCCGCUGGCUCACCUUAAAGGAGGUCCCAAAGACAGACAAGAGUUUUGAAGAGCGUCUCAUUUUCAAAACGUUCAUCUUGAAGUUUGUCAACGCCUUCACCCCCAUUGUCUACCUGGCCUUUUUCAGGGGCAGACUUGUUGGGAGACCUGGAAAGUACCUGUAUGUUGUUGGAACCUACAGGAUGGAGGAGUGUGCUCAUGCAGGCUGCCUCAUGGAGCUGUGCAUCCAGCUGUGCAUCACCAUGCUGGGCAAGCAGCUCAUCCAGAACAACCUUUUUGAGAUUGGCAUUCCGAAGCUAAAGAAACUUCUCCGAAAAAGGAAGUCAGAAUUAACCUCCAAGCAAGAGGAGGAGCUCAACAAAACUCUGAAGCGCUACGAGAAAGAUCAUUUCCUGGGUCCUUUUGUGGGCAUCAACCCUGAGUACAUGGAGAUGAUUAUCCAGUUUGGCAUGGUGACUCUCUUCGUGGCCUCCUUCCCUCUUGCUCCACUCUUCGCUCUUCUGAAUAACAUCAUUGAAAUUCGCCUGGAUGCCAAGAAGUUUGUAACGGAGCUGCGCAGGCCAAUUGCAGCCAAAGCCAAGGACAUUGGGAUCUGGUACAAUCUCUUGAGGGGCCUCAGCAAGGUGGCGGUCAUUGUUAACGCUUUCGUCAUUGCCUUCACAUCUGACUUCGUCCCCCGGCUCGUCUAUCAGUACAUGUACAGUCCUGAUGGGUCUUUGCACGGCUUUGUCAACCACUCGCUGUCAUAUUUCGAAGUCAAAGACUUUGAGCCGGGUACAGCACCUAUCCAGCCACACCACUUGGGUUAUACUGUAGAUGUGUGCAGGUAUAAGGACUACAGGGAGCCUCCCGGGUCCAUUACUCCGUAUGCACUAUCAAAGGAGUUCUGGGCUAUCCUAGCCGUCCGCCUCGCCUUUGUUAUCAUCUUCCAGAACCUUGUGAUGCUCAUGAGUGAUUUUGUUGACUGGCUUAUCCCGGACAUCCCCAAGGACAUCAGCCUUCAGAUCCACAGGGAGAAGCUCCUCAUGUUAGACCAUUUUAUGAAAGAAGAGCAGGGGAAAAAGCUUCCAGUUCGAGACAACUACAACCACGACAACUACACCAGCCCCUCGCUGGAUAAUGGGAGCCCAUCCCAGCCCCGGUCCCGCCCCAAGUUCCAAGCUAGAGCUGGCUGGUAGUUUCAGAAAUUAGUCAUUAACACAUGGCUUCCUUCAUAAUCAUCAGCAAAGCUUCUGCUGCAUUUCCAUUGAUUGGGAAUUUUAAAAUGUAUGUGACAUGUUCCUGCCAGGCGUCUGUCCCCCAUAAUGUGGAUCAUUUUAGAGUAUUUCUUAUCUUAAAUGUUAUACGUAUAACACACCAUUAGUCACUGACCAAAAACUUUGUUAGUGGUGUCCUGCCAUAGAUGCACAAGUCUCACAAGCUAAUUUAUUGGAUGUAUUUGAGAGGAAGAAGCCAUUAGGGGUUACUGUGGGACCAGGUCUAGGUUUACCGUUCAGGAAGCAUUGCCAAACUCCACCUACAGCCUGACGCUUCUCAUAUUUUGAAUAAGGAUGAUCCAAGCGGCCGCCUCUCCAACAGGACCAACAAGCACCUUUCGUUUUGAAGACAACCAGAAAUUCCGUCCAAAUUAUUAUCCUGAGAGCUUUUUCCCUGGAUUUUUAUCACAGGUACAGUUCCAAAGAUCUUCAGACAAAUGUGCAACUUUUUUUUGUGUGCGUGUUGCAAAAUGAUGUACAAACAGACAUUUAUUGAGGUACAUUUUAAAUGUGCAACAUGGGCAGGCACAUGUGCAUAUCUUUCAGAAUUAGAAGCUGGUUUUGAAUGGCUGUUGGCAUCGUGACGCCUGUCUUUUUGUACAUAGACCCUAGACUGAUUUCUUACUAAAGAGGACCCCCUCUCCCAGUAAUCUUGAAGGCACAAGUUUCAGCAUUCGCUUCAACAGACUGGAAUUUUAGACCUUUAACAUCCGGCUUUGGUUUUAUUUUUUUUAUUUAAACAGCACAAAACAAAUUGUUUCAUGAUAUUUUUUUAAAAAGUUUGGCUAGAUCUAAAUGGUUAGAUAAAACUAAAGAUUUUCUAAAAAAAAAAAUAAAUAAGUGGAAAAGGGAAAAAUUAGCUCCUCCAAAGUCUCCAGAACACUCAGGCAUGAUAGUUCAUCACUACGGACAUAGCGGGGGUUUGUUUUAAUACGCUGGUUACAUUUUUAUUAUAGGUUUCUUACUUUUGGCAUUAGUAAGGGUUGAUAGACAAAAAUCACAGAAUAACUUUAGAAUGAAAUGCAUAAUGAAAAGCACACUUGCAGUAACGUGAUGAUUAGAAACACUAUUUUCAGUUUCAGAUUGGUCCACUUUAGAGAAAAUGUUUAUUUGUUUACCUAAACAAAUGCUUUUCCUGAGAUAAAGCUGCCAAAAUCAACAGGAAAUACAAGGGACGUCAAAUCUGAUUUGGUUUUAAAGUGACUGGAAUUUCAACUCAAAAGUAAAGCAUUAACGGGGUGUGUUUUUAAAGCUAAACUUUCUUAAAAUAUCUGAAAUGGUGUUAGACUGAUGUUUGUUCCAGUUGGGCUGUUUGUGUAUAGUUAAACUUAUACUAUAGAUGACCACAGGUUAAUUGGACCGUGAAAAAGCCCUUCUGGGCUUCUGGCUCAGCGGCUCUUCAGGCUGUAUGCAAACCCAGGUACCACAGGACCCCACACUCUGCCUUAUAAUCUAACCGCUGGGAUUAAAUGACAGAUUAACUUGUAUUGACUUAUUUAAGAUGUCCGCUCACACGAUAUGCUGCUGUAUACCAGUGAAACCUGGUAUACGGCAGCCCUUUUCCACCAUUGCCUUGCCUUAUUUUAACUGUGUAGAAGAUUUUCUGAUUUUACUAUGCUCUGCAUACGUUUAGCUAUCCUUUCCCAGACUGAAUAUUUAAAAAUAUAUAUUUUUAUUUUCUAUUUGCUAAAACAAAAUGUGGGAGUGACUGGAUACUGUACCGAAGAGUGGAGAUGGAACACAGACUCUGUGUUGUACUGUCAGAUAAAACUCUGCUGAGGGAUUUAAGCAAUUAAACUCCUAGCUCAGACUGAUGGAAUAUAUUUCUUUUUUAUUAAGUUAUGUAAAAUGCAUUUGAGAUGAAAAUGUUGUCUUUUUGAUUGGAUCAACGUGGCAUUUCUCAUACUAAAGGGACCAAUAGCUUAACUACUUCUACUCUUCUUUUAUACAACUGAUCUUCAAUAUUUAACUAGAAAACAUGAAACAAACUGUUUGCUUUCUGUAUACAAGCUUGGAUGUGUGAUGCAGUUUCCAGACAUUUGUUCUGUAAAGGUGUUAACUGCUUUUUUUUUUUUUUUUUGCGUUUACAUAUUUAUGGGCUGAUGUACAGUGAUGGCAGACAUGCAGGAACAGGGCCUGAGAGUGUCCAUAAGCACAGGAGCUUUAUCUCUAAUUAAUGUCCAUCUUUGUUAAAUGUGAAGACCCUCCUCGGAUGUCCUUUUCAUGUCACCCUCUGCCUUGUCCAGCUGUUUUGACUUGUUUAGGACUGUUUAGUGUCAAAGCACAUUUCGCAACAGGGAUGACUAUAUUUGCAUGUGUAACCAUUCAGUUUGUCUCUGGUAUUUUUUUUUUUAUUAUUAUUAUUGUUGUUAUUGUUAGGAUCUGCUAAAUAAACUAUGGUUGAGUACAAUAAA
Molecule: messenger RNA, 4901 nt
Organism: Fundulus heteroclitus (mummichog)
Lineage: Eukaryota; Metazoa; Chordata; Actinopteri; Cyprinodontiformes; Fundulidae
Product: anoctamin 1, calcium activated chloride channel a
Biological process (GO): chloride transmembrane transport
Cellular component (GO): plasma membrane
Molecular function (GO): chloride channel activity; protein dimerization activity
Source: RefSeq, a predicted model, not a curated record